Molecule: messenger RNA, 5802 nt
Organism: Solanum dulcamara
Lineage: Eukaryota; Viridiplantae; Streptophyta; Magnoliopsida; Solanales; Solanaceae
Product: protein SCAR2
Exons: 11
Coding region: 197-5326 (1709 amino acids)
Biological process (GO): actin cytoskeleton organization; positive regulation of Arp2/3 complex-mediated actin nucleation
Cellular component (GO): cytoskeleton
Molecular function (GO): actin binding; Arp2/3 complex binding; protein kinase A regulatory subunit binding
Source: RefSeq, a predicted model, not a curated record
UCUGAGUCCUCACCUCUUCUGUCAACUGUACAUUCACAGCAACUCUCUCUCUCUAUACAAUUACCAACGAAGAUACAGCUAUACAUAGACUCCAUAGAUAUACCAUGUGUAUGAAUUGAAUGUCGAUAAUGUAAUGUUGCUAUUCAGAAGAAAGUAUAUGAUGAAUUUGACGAAUUAGGGUUUCGAUUUUGUAGAAAUGCCUGUGAAUAGGUAUCAGAUUAGGAACGAGUACAGCUUGGCCGAUCCGGAGUUGUACAAAGCUGCUGAUAAAGAUGAUCCAGAAGCUCUACUUGAAGGUGUUGCCAUGGCUGGACUUGUUGGUGUUUUGCGCCAGCUUGGUGACCUCGCCGAGUUUGCUGCUGAGAUAUUCCAUGACUUGCAUGAAGAAGUGAUGGCAACUGCUGCAAGAGGUCAUAGUCUAACGGUCAGGGUCAAGCAGCUUGAAGCGGAAUUUCCUUUGAUUGAGAGGGCAUUCCUCUCACAGACCAAUCACUCUUCUUUCUUCUAUAAUGCUGGUACUGAUUGGCAUCCUAAUCUGCGAAUCGACCAAAAUAUGGUUACAAGGGGAGAUUUACCUCGAUUUGUGAUGGACUCGUAUGAAGAAUGCAGAGGUCCACCUCGUUUAUUCCUUCUAGACAAGUUUGAUGUUGCUGGUGCUGGAGCAUGUCUGAAACGUUACACUGACCCUUCAUCCUUUAAAGUCGAGACAUCCUCUUAUGCAUUCACAACUUCAGAUCUUCAGAGGGAAAAGAAAACUCGCAAGACAAAGAAGAGAGGUUCACGUUGGAGAAAUGGGGAGACACCUGAGGUGUUGCCUACAUCACAUGCCAAACUCCAUCAGCUGUUCUUGGAGGAACGCAUUGAAAACAGUAUAAAUGUUCCUGCACAUCGCGUGAAAUUGAAAAGAAAGCUGAAUGGGUUUCCAUUUGAUCUGAAAACUGGGAAGAGCUAUAUGAAUAAGUUCUUGGAGGCUUCUUCACCAGAACAUAAAGUAGUCCAUGAAGUCGGUAUUGACUCAUCACCUUUGAGAUUGCCAUCGACUGAUGCCUAUGAAACUUCGGCGGACACGGAAGAUAUUAGACCACCGAGUCCUGAUAAGGAGGUGAUGUGGAGGAACAAGAGAGCAUCUUUAUCGCCAUCUCCACCACAAAUUGAAGAGAACAAUAGUCUAAGACCAUGCUUAGAUGAAGUCAAUGAGGAUCUCUCCCACUAUCGAGUGAGAGGAAUUUCCAGACGAAGCCAUAAAUCACAAUCAACUGAUAUCUUGCCUUCUAUUCAUAGCGUGGUUGAUGAAAAGGAAAUAGCAGUGGAUGGAGAAAGCCGAACAGACAGAGGUAUUGGUUAUGAGUCAGAUGAUGUUGCAAGUGAAAUAGAUAAUUAUGUCGAUGCCCUAACUACAAUGGAGCCAGAAUUAGAAACAGACUCUGAGCAGAGAGCCAGAAGGGAUUUGCACUUCUUGAACAGCAAAAAGCAAGUGUUAUGUCUGUCUUCUAGCAGUGAAAAGCUUCAAGCUCAAUCUUCAGAUUCUCAUUCAAUUGAGAACUCUACAUUAUCUGAUGAUGGGAAUAGUUAUUCUAAGAAAGAAAUAUCUAGUUUUUCCUGUUCUGAUUCCCCUAGCACUUCUGUUGAGAGUGUCCUCUUGGAGAGGGAAAGUUCUAGUAAGGGAGCUAAGACCUCUGAUACUUCAUGUGAGCAGCAAUCUGUUAAUGAGGAGACUCAAUUACCCCAGCCUCCAGAACACAGUGUUUAUGAUAGAAAAUGCAUUAUGGUAGCUAGGGAACCCUGUGGCAGUUGUGACUCUGUUGCAGGGAUGAGAGCUGAAACAAAUGAAAAUUUCGUCUCUCAUGGCAAGAGUGAAAAUCCUUUAACUACCAUUGCAGAAGAUGCAUCAAGUUUGCAGGUCAGUCAACCCCAUGCUCCUGUUAUCCUUGAUGCUCCAGAACAGAAUGGAAAUGAUUCACCAUCUAGAGCAUCCAUUGAUGUCAAGCUAACAGAUGAUUUGGUUGAUCGAAAUUUGAGGCUAGGUGAGAAUGUGUCUUGUGCAUCAAGUCAUUCUGAUAUUCCUUGGCAUGCCAGAGAUAACAUGCCACAGUCAAAAUCUUCUGAAAUCCAGCAUGAGAGCAAUUUAUAUAAUGAUGAUGCGAGUCUAGUUAAUAAUCUUCCCUUUACUUCUGAGCACCUUAACGUUCCUUCUGAAGACAGGCGUGAAGUGUUGUCUUCUGAUUAUCAGCAGUUACCCAAUUUGGAUGGUGAGGAUCCAUCGUUAGGUGAUGAUUCAGCCUCCUUAUGUAAUCUUCCUAAUUGUCCAUCAUCGAAAGAAGGUGAUACCUCACCUUCAUUGUUGGCUGUAAACCAUCCAAACCAUGUGGAUGGUGGUCUAGACAAUGAGAAUUCAAAUGGUAGUUCUGUUGGUUCAGUUCAGAUACUGGAUAUAUUGGGUGCUUCUGACAAAGAUACAUGCAUGAAGCCACAUAACCUCAGUACCAAAGAUAUUGAAGCUGGUGAUGCAGAUGAAGAGCAUGAAGAGACAUGUGGGGCAUUCAACGAUGCAGUUAUGUUUGAGCCAGGGGACCUCAGUAAGAGCUGUGGGGAAGAUGGCCUCGAUUUUGUUGAUGUGCUGAACCCUCAGAUUUCAGAAAUUGCAACUGAUAUUCAGCCACUUGAAUCUGGAGAAAUGGAUAUUUCAUGUUCUUGGCAGGAAAAUCCUGUAGAAGUUUCGAGUUUAACAAAAAUUGAUGAAAAGGUUAGUAUUGCCCCCAGUGAGCUUUUUUCUGGAAUUGCGUCCACUGGUUCGAUUACCUCUCCACAUCUCAAAUCAUUGACCAAUGAAGGUAUACUGUCAGAUGAGAUAGAAAAUAAGAUAGAUAAGUCUGAUGUCACAGAUGAGACUGCUUCGCCUCUUGCUGCGUUGGCCGAUAAGGAAGAUUUUGAUGAUCUACACUCAUCUUUAGAUCACAAAUUAUCUUCAGAAGAAUCUAUUUGCUUAAUUGGACAUUCCAGCCAGAAUGAAUUCGAAAUUGAUCUACCUAAUAGUCAUGCAGAAUCAAAGUUUAAGAUACAGACAGCUGAUACCCCAGAUUCUAACUCCUUUGUGCUUGAUACAUCAACCUAUCAUCCUCCCGAGACAGCAGUUGUUGAUACAGCCACUGGGAGAAAACUUUCUUUUGAUGCUGAAAACACUCUGGACUUGAACACUGCUCCGAGCCAACCACCAUUAAAAAAUUGGUGCUUGGAUACUGUAUCCUCCGAAAGGAGGAAAGUUGCUGAUUCCACUGAAGACGCCUCAUCUUUGCAAAUUUCUCUUGAAGAAGGAAAGGAUGAAUUAGAAGACAAUCAACCCAAUGAGGAAUUGCUGCACAAAGCUGAUUUGGACCAAUCACCUCUCUUGGAGAAGAUGCAAAGUCAUGUUGACAGAGCGUCUGAUGCUUCUUCCCAAUCUCUUCUGGCAAACCUUUCAAGUCAAGAUGCAGUCCCAGAUGUUUUAGCCCACAGCAGAAAUCAAGUUCUUCAACCUUUGCUAACUGAUUACUUUGCAGAAGAGAGGGCUGAGUCAGCAAUCCAUGAGCAAGUUAAAAGGGAAGUGCUGGAUAGUGGUGAGGCAAAGUCAAAGCCAUUACCUCUGUUAACCCAGCCACAACUGGUAGAUUGCUUUGACAUUGAACAAUCUGCUGAAGCUUCUUCAAUAUCUUCACAAACAGUGGGCCCCAGUCAUCCUUCAUUCCCUGAGCUUUUAUCACAGAGUAACCAAUAUACUUUGUCAUCUUUGUACAAAAAAGAUGAAGAGAUAGCAUGUAAAGAACCAGAUAAAGAGAGAUUGAUAGAUGAAGAUGCAGCUAAAGAGGUGCUGUUUGAAGAGGAACGCCUCUCCAAUCAUGUUGACAUAGUAGGAGCCCUCAAUGCUUCUUCGGUACCAUUUAUAGCAAAUGUUCCUAGUCAACUUUCGGUUUCGAAUCCCUUAUCUAUUAGCAGUCAUAAUGUCAAUCCUCUUGAAAACGGGAGUAUUUCUACCUCUCCUGGCUUUGCAUUGCUUCCCGAUGAACGCCAGAUCAGUCAGGCAGAAAUGCCCCCAUUGCCUCCUCUUCCUCCAAUUCAAUGGAGGAUGGGGAAACUACAUUCUUCCCCGGAUUCGGACGGGGAGCCAACACAGCAUUAUACAGGUGCCAAUCCAUCAAGUCUGGCAUCUAGGACUGAUCAGAAUGCUCAAACUGUGAAUCAAAACAUGCUUUCAGCUGUAGCUACAGAAAGUUCAGAACUUAUUGAUAUGUAUUCUGCUGAUAGCACGGCACUAUCAGGUCAAUAUCAUGAGGUGCAGCCACCUAGUUUGCAUGCUAUAAGAAGGGAGGCACAGCCUAUUAAUUGGAUCCCAGAUGUAACUUCUCUGGAUAAACCUUCUAUUGAUGUUUUGGGUUCAAGUGAAGAACUCAUCCAACGACAGAACCAAGUUGCUCCAGAAUUGCUUCCAGAGGAACAAGGCUCUGCUCAUUUGGAAGGAAAUCUGCGACUGCCAGUUAGUGAUGGAAUAAAGCCAAAAGCACCUCCGACAGAUACAGUGAUUACAGAUGCUUCUGAGUCAUUAUUCCAUGAACCAUCCCAGCCCCAGCAUCAUCCCCUCCAUCAGUUAGCACCGGAGACUUGCUUAAACAGAUCCAAUCUUGAAGAGACUCUCACAAGUUUGGAGAAAAAUGCAGUGACUCAUGGCACUGUUAUCCCAUCAUAUACAGAAAAUGCAAAGCCUGAUCAUAGCGUUCCAACUACAGAGGCAGAAAUUAUUUGGCCAGCUGUGGAGGAAGGAAACACUAAUGAGAUUCGCACAGUGAAACUACAAAGACCACGGACUCCAUUAAUUGAUGAUCUUGCUGCGCAUGACAAAAGCAAAUUGAGGAAGGUUACAGAGCGGGUUAGGCCUGAAAUACAUAAGGUUGAUGAAAGAGAUUCUCUCUUGCAGUUGAGGAAGGUUACAGAGCGGGCUAGGCCUGAAAUGCAGAAGGUUGAUGAAAGAGAUUCUCUCUUGCAGUUGAGGAAGGUUACAGAGCGGAUUAGGCCUGAAAUACAGAAGGUUGAUGAAAAAGAUUCUCUCUUGCAGUUGAGGAAGGUUACAGAGCGGGUUAUGCCUGAAAUACCGAAGGUUGAUGAAAGAGAUUCUCUAUUGGAACAAAUAAGGAAAAAGUCAUUCAAUCUGAAACCAACGGUUGCAACAAGGCCUAGUAUUCAGGGUCCUCAGACUAAUCUGAGAGUUGCUGCAAUUUUGGAGAAAGCAAAAACAAUUCGCCAGGCGUUUGCUGGAAGUGAUGAAGAGGAUGACGAAGAUUCUUGGAGUGAUUCAUGAAAAAUCUAGCACUAUGAUAAAUUGUGGGACACAUUCCCAGUGCCAUGGAUUCAGAAGAAUCUCGACCACAUUCUCAGUGAGUCAAGCUGAUGGUGAAAUAGAUUGGAAGUCUCUCUUCUCAGAAAAUUCCAUGCUUUUCUCACCUCUUGUAAAAUACUCUCCCUCUCCUGUCUCUCCGUCUGUAGCAUAUAGCUAAUUGUUAGUGUUGUCUCCACGUCAUAGUAUGGUAAGUAUAUUCAAUCAUGAGAUUGCGUGCAAGCGCGUUGUUAUUCAUUUUUCAUGUAAAGGCAGCUGCUAUAUAUUGCAUUUCUUGUUUACAAGUUUAGUGUAAAAGGCCUGGUCAAUUUUUGUAUCUACGAUAGUAAUGGCUUUGAUUUGUCCAAGAUUGCGAGAGUAUUAACGCUGCAAGUGUUGAAAUUUAUUGUAUACGUCAAUCAAACACUUCUGUUGUGUAUAAAAUACGGAUAUUUUGCUCA